Molecule: messenger RNA, 2635 nt
Organism: Rubroshorea leprosula
Lineage: Eukaryota; Viridiplantae; Streptophyta; Magnoliopsida; Malvales; Dipterocarpaceae
Source: the annotation of a GenBank genome assembly
AAUACUCUCCCUCUCCUUCAAUGGAUUAGAUCAAUCUUCUACUUUUUAACCAAUUGUUACAUUUGAUUUCUAUUAUUUUACAUGUAAUGAAAAUCUUAGAAGAAGAUAAGAGUAUACUGAAGCGUGCAGUCUGUGAAGAAGCCUUUCGCCUAGCCCAACAUUUCUUUUCGUGAUUUGGUGAAAGCACAAUCCAUAAAAGCAAGUGUCAAAAGACUUUAACAUUACUGUCCAGCAAAAAAUGAAGUUUGAUAUUCUCCAGUUUCAGAAAAAGAUUGCAAGUAGCUUGGAACUAAAACGACAGCCAGAUCAUGAGAAUGAAACCAAGCUUGCUGCAUUGAUUUCACAAAGGUUGGGGCAGGGCAGCUUCCUGCUAAUUCUGGAUGAUGUGUGGGAGCCUUUUUCUCUAGAAGAUGUUGGAAUUUCUAAUCCAGUUGGAAAUAAUGGUUGCAAGUUAGUGCUCACGACACGGUCAAAAGAUGUUGCUCGUGCAAUGGAUUGUAAUGUGAUCCAUGUGAACCCUCUUCGACCUGAAGAAGCAUUAGAAUUAUUCUCGGAGAAAAUUGGAAGUGAUGUGUUUUCAGAUGGCAAAAUUAAAAGAGAUAUAGAGCCAUUUUUGAAGCAAAUUUUGCAGAAAUGUGAUGGAGUACCCCUUGCUAUUGUGACAGUGGCAAAAUCAAUGAAAGGGAAAUUACUUCCUCGUCAUUGGAAGUUGGCACUUUCUGAAUUUAGUAAAUUUGAAAGCAUUAUUGAUUGUUUGAAAUUCAGUUAUGAAUGCCUAGAACAACAAUGCCAGGAGUGUUUUUUAUAUUGUGCAUUGUAUCCUGAAGAUUGUCCAAUCCCAAAGGAGGAGUUACUUGAGUAUUGGAUUGAGGAGGGACUUAUAUACAAAGAAGGGAAAACUAGGGAGGCAAUGAAUUGGAAGGGUCAUGAUAUACUCGAUAAGCUAGUUGACAACUGCUUGUUGGAAUCGUUUCAAGCUAUAGACAAAAAUGAAUAUGUGACUAUGCAUGAUCUUCUCCGAGAAAUGGCACUGGAAAUCAGUCCUCAAUUCUUGGUGAAAGCCGGCAUAGCCUUGGAGAAGUUACCAGAGGAGCAUGAAUGGAGAGAAAAUCUUUUGAAGGUUUCUUUAAUGGGGAAUCACAUAACAGAGAUUCCUUCAAGCAUGCCGUCUCCAAAGUGUCCUAUGCUCACAACCUUGCUGUUGGCUUAUAAUAAGAUUUCAACAAUUCCAGAAGCUUUUUUUGAGCAUAUGCUUGGGCUCAAGAUCCUUGAUCUUUCCUGGAAUGAGAAGCUAUGGUUAAAGAAGUUAGACCUUUCCUGGACAUCAAUUGAAGAACUACCGCAAGGCCUCAACAUGUUAACAAAUCUAAAUUAUCUUGGUCUUGGUGGAAGAUUAUCUGAAACUCUUGAUGAACCGCUACAAAAUCUCUCCAAACUUCAGCAUUUAUUAGUAAUUGGCGAUGUCUAUGCCGAAACAGAAUUUAAAUGGGAGACGAUUGGAAUUUGGGGGAAGCUUCAAAACCUUGAGCAGCUGGAUCUUGGUUCUUUGCGUGACUUGAAUAUGGUGUUUGGGGAAGUAGGAGCAAUUGCUGAGUCAGCAUCGCUACCAGCUGGCACAUUUUCCUCUCUUCAAUAUAUUAGUGUUUGUUUUUGUGAUAAAAUAAAGAAGUUAUGCUCGGUAAGGUGGUUGGGAUAUCUCCAGAAACUACAGUCUAUUGAGGUUUCUGAUUGUGAGCAACUGGAGGAGAUGGUAGGGUCUGAAUCUGAAGGAGGAGAAAAAGUCACUCUACCCAACUUAGAAAGGUUGGAAUUGACAAGAUUGCCCUUACUGAAGACCAUCCAUAACGGUUCUUUGAUUUGUGAUUCCAUCAAGAAGAUUGAAAUUGAUAGAUGUGAAAAUAUAGAGAGUGUUUUUUGGUCGGGGUUCAACCCACUUCCAAAUCUUGAAUAUCUAGUCCUUUCUGAUUUAGGGAAUUUGAAAUCCGUGUUUGAUGAAGAAGGUUUUGGUUUAUCGCCACAUGUACCUCCCACAAGCUUUUUCCCUCUUAAAGAAAUUAGGGUUGAAGAAUGUGAUCAAUUAAAGAAGGUAUUCUCAUCUGGAUGGCUGCUUCACUACUUCCAAUCCCUAGAGAGUAUUGAGGUUAAAGAGUGUAAGCAAAUGGAGGAGCUGAUAUCGUCAUCGGCACAUGAAGAAGAAAAGGUCACUCUACCCAAGUUAAAAGGGUUGAAAUUGACAAGUUUGCCCUUAUUGAAGAGCAUCUGCAGCAGCUCCAGUGUGUUGAUUUGUGAUUCCAUCCAGAGUCUGACGAUUUCCAAGUGUAAGAAGCUAAAGAGGAUUCCUCUGAAUUUUCCCUCCCUUGACAAUGCCCAAUCAUCUCAUCCUCCUUCCCUCAAAGAAAUUGUGGUAUACCCAAAAAAAUGGUGGAAAUCAUUGGAAUGGGACCAUCCCAAUGCAAAAGACAUCCUUUUCCCCUUCUGUAAAUUUCGGCCACCGUGGGACGACGCAUCGUGAAUGUAAGCCUUUUAAUCUUCAAUUUUCCAUUUUUGAUUCAACUCAGGAUGAGUUUUCCAUUCUUACUAAAUCUCUCUCUCUCUCAUCUAUUCUUUUCUCCCCCAUUGGCAGCAAUUGGGAUUC